Frieseomelitta varia is the source of this 6017-nucleotide messenger RNA. RefSeq lists its product as uncharacterized. Gene Ontology annotation, biological process: positive regulation of synaptic transmission; calcium ion-regulated exocytosis of neurotransmitter; regulation of membrane potential. Gene Ontology annotation, molecular function: small GTPase binding; transmembrane transporter binding. The coding region runs from base 246 to 5612 and encodes 1788 amino acids. Gene Ontology annotation, cellular component: cytoskeleton of presynaptic active zone; presynaptic membrane. The transcript has 13 exons. NCBI's taxonomy places the organism in Eukaryota, Metazoa, Arthropoda, Insecta, Hymenoptera, Apidae. The record is from RefSeq and is a predicted model, not a curated record.
UCCUCAUUCUCGCGCGAGGUCAGUUUCCAAGUUCUCCGCGGCGUGUGAGACGCAGACGCCGGUCCCUCCACCACCCCCUCAACCUCCGCCCACUUCUCAUCUCACGCGCGAAUCCGCGACAAAAGUCUAACGAGACGGCGGUACGAAAGACAGAAAAACAAAAACCAAAGAAACCCGUUCUCCGCGCUUCGUAGCAUCCGUUAUCCUGGCAAACGAGCAGAGACGGCCAGAAGAUCAUUGGCCACAUGGUGUUGCGAAAGCAGCCCGGCUCCGGAAGCAGUAGUAGCAUACUGGGGCUGAAAGUGGUCGGCGGCAAACUGUUGGAGGAUGGCUCGAUGGGCGCCGUUAUCGAGAAGGUGAAGAAGGGUAGCACGGCCGACAUAGAAGGUCAACUGAGACCCGGUGACGAGGUGAUCAAGUGGAACGGCAGGUCCCUCCAGGGCAAGAGCUUCCGCGAGGUUUACGACAUCAUUGCCGAGUCGAGACAGGAGCCCCAAGUGGAGCUGGUUGUUUCGCGGAAUCUGUCGUCGACGAGCGGCCCGGCGACGAUGCCCGCCGGGCCGACGGCCGCAGCGCCGAUGCCGCCGAGGAAGAUCGCCGCGCAGAUCCAGUGGAGGCAGAAGCACCCGGAGACGAUAUCUGGGCCGCAACAACCGCAUCACAAAGAUUAUAUAAUUUUUCGUAUUCCAGGUCUUAAGAAAUGUAUUCUAUGGGAGUUGUACGACGCGAGGCGCGAGAAACCUUCGGUUUUAGUGACCUCGCCCGGCUCGCCGGAUCUGCACGCUCAAGGACGCGCCAGGCAUCUCCGACACGCUUCCUCCGGCAACGCGAACGUCGGCGGUAAUCUCCAGGUGAAGCUGAGCUUCGAUCCUGCGGCGUUACGGUUGAUCGUCACGUUGAUCUGCGCGGCUGGGCUCACGCCCAGGAGCAACGGCCAACCUAGAAAUCCCUACGCCAAGAUCUUCCUGCUUCCGGACAAGAGCGAGAAGUCGAAGAGGCGGACGAAGACGCUGGCGAACACGAACGACCCGAAGUGGAAUCAAACGUUCAUCUACGACGGGAUCAGGUGGUCCGAGCUGAGGAAAAGGGCGUUAGAGAUCACCGUGUGGGACUACGGCAAGUACGACACGAACGAUUUCCUCGGCGAAACGGUGCUGGAACUGGCGACCGCUCGCCUCGACGAGGAGCCGGAAUGGCAUCCGUUGACUGGCCACGGUGAACACCGACACAUUGGAUACUAUCAGGAGCCCGAUGACACGGUGAUAACUCCGGUGGACUGCCAUCUCAGUCCACCGUCGACGACGUCGCGGCUGAGCGACUCUGACACUUCCGAAUGCGAUAUCACGGACUGCGACGUCUCCAGGGAGCAAAGGAGAACAGCUGACGGUGCCAGUAUAAGCAGUAUCGGCAGUUCCUCCAGGUUUCGUAAUAUGCCGUCAAAUUACAAGCGCCACUAUUCCAGCCCCCCGCCGGAGAGGGAGCUGUGCGUCGACGGGGAGCAUCGAAGUCGAAGGGACAUGUCGCCGCAGGGGCGUAAACGAGCCGCCCUCAUGAUACGAGACCAGCCGGCGUCUAUUUCUGGGUACCAGACCUACCGCAAGGACGAUAUUCACCGAGGAAUGAUGAGCCACAGGUCGCACAGUGCAGCGCCCAUGGACUCGCCGAGCCUGCGGUACCGCGGAAGGUCUCAAAGUCCCACCGGUCAUCGCUCGCUGUCUCCGCCGGAACACAGAUCCAUGCCCUACUCGCACGGUUACGUUCCGCCCAGAUUCAGUUCGAGGUCGGCGACAGCCACUCCAACCGGUAGCCCGAAGAAGAGGCAACUGCCCCUGAUCCCGGCGGCUCUGAAGGAAAGGGCUGCCCAGGAUCUCGAGGAACGUGCCAGAUUCAUAAGGCACCGCAAUAGACAGGUGCACACCACGUACAGGAGCACGGGCAUCGGAGGUUGGGAGAGACACUACAGCGGACUGUCGGACUCGGAUCUGCUAUCGAUAGAUCACGAUCCGUUGUCGUUGCCGCACAGUCACGCGUACCGUAUGCCCAGACCGCGAAGGGGACACUUGAGCCCCGACAAAGACGUACUUGGCGAUCUCGGUGACUCCGAUAUGGAGAGUAUAGCCUCCGUGACGAGCAGUGCCUUCAGUACGCAAUCGGAACGACCACGUGGCUCUAGAGGACUAAUACCGACAGUUAAAAACGUUUUAAUACCCGGUGUCAUAUCCCCUAUGCCCCUGCCCCCUAGGCGCAAUAGGCGCAGGCACAGACUUAGGGUACCCUGCAGCGAAUGUCACUGUCCGAACAACAAUCCCACCAAGCCCACCAGGAGCAACAACCCCAGCAAGCACAAUCCCACCCCGCAUCCCCUCGUACGGAGCAAGUCCGCAGUGGUGCGCUCGUUGUACAGAAAGAUGCGUACGCCGUUUACGAGGUCGCAGACCGUCGACGAGAACAUGCUGAGAUAUUACAGCCCGGAGACCAGCGAGUACAGCGUCUCCGAGGGUUACAUGCUCAAGCCGGAGGAGCUAACCGGUAGCUCCAAGAAUCGUAUACCGGAGAUAUACGUGGAGGAUUGCCUUCAGGUCGACUUCAACGAUCGUCUCAUCGAGAAGUUUCGCGACAGAUACUCGUCGCCCUAUCAACUGGAUCACUCCGGUAUGCGUAGGCGGUCGCGUAGCUGGCAGGACCGCGCCGCCGGCCGGGCCGCGAAAUCCCGGCACCACUUGUUCUCGAGAGGCUUGCACGACGUGACGGACGAUCACGGCAUUAGGAACCUAGACGUUAGCUUACGGCCGCGUAGAUCUUUUUUAUUCUCGAAGGCUAGGAGCUUCGACUACGACGUGCUGCACGACACCUACGCCGAUCGUUACGGUUUCGGGCUAAACGCCGGCAUGCUCUCGCGCAGAGCCAAGAGUUUCGAGUACGACACGAUAUCAAGCAACAUAUUCAGCGACGACAGCCUGAGGACCGCGCGGCGAAAACUGAAGAAGAACCUGGCCAUCAACGACGCCGGCUACGGCGACAAGAUACCGGCCCUCGGCGAUCAGAGUAAAUCGUACUUCGACUCGAACGGCGACGACAACAAGCUGCCGAAGAAGAUUCUGCUCGAUCGGCAGAAGAGGAGCUACGUCCAGGCGAAGCAGGAACGCGCAAGCAAGCCGUUCUACGGAUACGACUCGGAAUUCAGCUGCGGCGAGACGGAGAUCUACGUGCCGCGAUUCGACCAACAGACGUCGUCCACGGUGGGCAUGGAUCUCGCCAUGGGCGAUGGUUACCACUCGUACGACCUCUCCGAGGAGAAUUCGUUCAGUAGCGACGAUCAGAUCGGCCUGAGGAACACUCUACUCGGCCGUGAGGACCCGACGAAACGGAAGUACAGGGACUCGACGUUUCAGGAGCACGAUCCCGCGUUCGGCCGUGACGUGUCGGAAAAACGAACCAAGAGUCUCGACAGCGGCGACCCGGCCAACGAGCACAUCUACUGCAGCAUCGACGAGGCGCUGUCGUCCGCGGAGACGACGUCCUAUCACGGCCGAGGGGUCGCGCGUUCCAAGCGAUACGACAAUCAGAGAGCCGCGUCGCGUCGUUCGAGUCGGAGACGAACGAAAAGCAGCGAGUCGUACUUGGAGAACGGUUACGACGGCUACGACGACUGGGGGGGUUACGACGAGUACGACGAAGGUUUCAUCGAUAGAGAGCACGUCGACGACGAGUACGACGACGACCGACGAUUGUACGACUACGGGGACGAGAGCGGAAUCCCGAGAACUGACGUGGUAACGUACGAGGACGAUUAUUACAGAGGAAGGGAGAGCGGUCGAAGUGGCAGACGGAAGAAGAGAUCGUCGCGAGCGUACGUAGAAAGCGAGUACGUGGACGACUAUCGCGACUAUCGUUCCGCGGAGGAGUACGACUAUCAAGCGCACAGUGGAGCGGAGUGUGAUCGGGUCGACUUGGGUUACCAAGACAACACGUUCCCACGACGACGAAAGAGGAGAAGUCGAAGAGGAAGCAGGGACGUCGGUGUCAGUCCAGGUGUAUACGAGAACUUGCCGUAUCGCGAGAUGUCGGUGUCGAGCGCGAGAGACACGUUGACCGUGCCGAGCUUCUCCGAGAGCAAGCGUAUGAUGCUGCAACGAGCAGAGUCGACGCCGAUCCUACGCUCGGACGAGGAGCUGAGCUCGUCGGAGAGAGCAGAGAGAGCCAGACGUCUGUACCGGCGGAAACGGAACAGCAGCUGCCCGGAGGCCAGGGAGCUUCGAUACUACGAUCCACCGCGAAGAAAGAUCGAAGAGAGAAGUACGAACUUCAUUCUGGACUCGGACGAGGAUUUCGGCUCGAUGGAGACGGUCGUGUGCGCGGACUGUUUCCGCCAGAAGAACGGGAGCGGGGCCGCGAUGAUUAGCGAGGGUAUUAGUACGGGGGGCUACUACGACGACGGGGGGCAGGCUACGAGUCGCGAGGGUUACGUAGUAGACUCAAGAUACGAGUACGAGAACGUACGGGCACGCGACUAUGCGGAAUGGUACGAGCUGGCUAGGUCGGACUCGCGUUAUCGCGGUAGGCGUAAGACUAGCUGUCCGGAGUGUCGGGAAUUAGCGAUGUCGUACGAGUUAGGUAGGUCUGGCUCGUUCUCGCGUUCGAGCGGAGGAGAGAGGAGACCUUCGGUAGAAUCGAGGCAUAGGUACCGUAGGCGAAAUAGCAGUUGCCCGGAGGCUAGGGAUCUCGAGCUGCUCGAGAAGAGGCAGCAACAGCAACGCCAUCAGCAAUCGUCCCAGCAGCAUCCGAGUCAACAACAGCAGCAGGGUAGUAAGAGGAACGUAGCGAUCAGCGACACCCUCGAGUACUACGAGUACUCGAUGGAGAGCGAGAGCCAGUGCAGCGAGAACUGCGGAUUUGGCCCGUGCGAUCCGCGUAGGCCCCGUAACCGAGCACCCCACCCCGGUAACGCUAAUUCAAGUCUCUUUGAUUCCCAAACCGCUACCUCCGACACUGCUAAAAACUACCACCCACGGGCCGUCGAUCACCACCACGAUACCUCACGAAACACGAAAUCGUCGACGCGCGGCAACAUCGACGAUAACGCCGUGACCACGUCGUCUGCAUCCCCGACGUCGUCGAUCCGACGGCGUUCGCGGAAAAAAACUGCCGCUGACGACGAUGCCGCCGCCGCCGCUGCUGUCGUCAACCAACAACAACAACAACAACAACAACAACGACAACGACAACAACGUGACGACGCGCGGGAUCGCCGAUCCUCAUCCAUGCCCGAAAGCAGCGAGUACACCAGUCAGUCGGGCUCGUACGAGAAGCCGUCCAGGAGCCAGCCAGGCGAUAACGAGCACGACGAUCAUAAAAGGGGCCAGUUCACCAGGAGUCUCAGCAACACCGACGCGCCGCAGGACGAGAAAGUCGACGGUAGUUUGAGCGACACGGCGAUCGGUUUGAACGUGGAGGACUCCUCGAGAAGGGGUCGCAAAAGUUCGCCGGGGAGUAAAAGCGGAAGUGGAAGUAGCAGCGGCGGCGGAAGCGCGGUGCAGUAUCAGUCAGGUCUUGGGAAGAAGAGUAACAGCACCAGUCAGCUGUCCGCCACAGGUAACACAUCGUCACACUAGUCGUUUCUUGCAGUUUCACGUUUUAGACGUUGCGUGCGUUGUAUUGCCGUAUACUUUGCCCGGGAGAUUCGAUAAAUUCGAGAGCGGUCGCGUGAAGACACUACUUUCUCUAUUUCGCAUAUUUCAUACAUUUGUUCUCGCGCGAUCUUGCUAGACUAUCUUUUUUUCCUGUCUCUUCUUUCUAUCUGUCAUUUUAAUGUAGUCGAUCUUUUUGUAAUAUACAUACACAUAUAUUAUAUAUGUAUAUAUAUAUAUAUAUAUAUAUAUCGAUAUAGUUUCUCGAGUAAUAGCGUAGCAUUAAUUUAGCAUCAUUAGUGAGUAGAUCUACGGUGUGCUCUCGGUAUAUCCUUGAACCACGGGUGACAGACUUGUUCCAAUGUACACUGUACCAUCGUCAAACAAAUA